This is a messenger RNA of Lolium rigidum, 1089 nucleotides long. RefSeq names its product BTB/POZ and MATH domain-containing protein 2-like. Lineage: Eukaryota; Viridiplantae; Streptophyta; Magnoliopsida; Poales; Poaceae. Gene Ontology annotation, molecular function: protein binding. The coding region runs from base 1 to 1089 and encodes 362 amino acids. The transcript has a single exon. The record is from RefSeq and is a predicted model, not a curated record. Gene Ontology annotation, biological process: protein ubiquitination.
AUGGCCUUCGCAGGUGUAUCCCUCAUCGCCGAUGGCAAGCUCAUGGGCACGGACGGCUCCUCUCCCACGCCGACCAUAAACGCCAAGGCCACCAGCGGGUACCAUUUGCUUGUCGUCGAAGGCCACUCCCGCACCGCAGCUCAUAGUCCCUUGACAUGCAUCAGGUCUCGCCCUUUCAUCAUCGGCGGCCAUCGCUGGUGCAUCCUCUACUACCCCCACGGCCGUUCCCCGGACGACGCCGGCUUCAUCUCACUUCAUCUCUCCAGCGAACACGGCGUGAAGCGGACCAACUUUGAGUUCAGUUUCGUGGACGAGACCGAGAAGCAGGAGCCGGCACACAUUCGCGCGGGAAGAAGAGUGCCCAUCUAUGGAUGUUACAGCGCCGGAUACGGCAGGUUCGUUAAAAGGGAUGCGCUGGAGAAGUCCAAGCAUUUGAAGGACGACAGCUUCACCAUCCGUUGUGAUGUCGUGGUCGCCCAAGAGGACGUGACUUCUCCCUGCGUGGAGGUGCCGCCGUCCAAUAUGAAGCGAAACUUCACCGACCUUCUCCUCGCCGGGGAGGGCGCCGACGUGGUCUUCCGGGUCGACGGCGACACUUUCGCCGCCCACCGCUGCGUCCUCGCUGCCCGGUCCGCCGUCUUCAAAACGAUGCUUUUCGGUCCCAUGAAGGAGGGAAGCGCGGGGACCGUCGUGCAGAUCGACGACAUGGACGCGACAGUAUUCAAGGCCAUGCUUGUAUUCAUCUACGGCGACUCCAUGCCGGCAGAGGAGGGAGGAGACGACGGCGAUGGCGUUGUCCUGCUACAGCAUCUCCUCGUGGCAGCGGAUAUGUACGGCAUCCCAAGGCUAAGCGCCAUGUGCGAGAAGAAGCUAUGCGAGCACAUCGGUGUCAGCACCGCGAUGUCCAUCCUGGCCCUCGCCGACCACCACGGCUGCCACGGGCUGAAGGAGGCCUGUUACGAGUUCCUCUCCUGUCCGGUCAACUUGAGGGCGGUCGUGGCGAUGGACGGCUUCGAUCAUCUCUGCGGAAGCUGCCCUCCUCUCAUCAAGGAAUUGGUGAUUGACAUGCUGCAGCCUGCAGGCGCCUAA